This is a messenger RNA of Wasmannia auropunctata (little fire ant), 649 nucleotides long. RefSeq names its product ejaculatory bulb-specific protein 3-like. The record is from RefSeq and is a predicted model, not a curated record. Lineage: Eukaryota; Metazoa; Arthropoda; Insecta; Hymenoptera; Formicidae. The transcript is spliced from 2 exons. Bases 73 to 432 code for a protein of 119 amino acids.
UAAAAGGAUGUACCGCCGAUUGGUGCUACUUUAGUAUUGCAGAGUUAACGCAAGAUAGAAGAAACGACAAAGAUGGCUCGGCUCAGUUUCAUCCUGACGAUCGUCGUCGUUACGUUGGCGUGCGUACUCGGCGCGGAAGAGACGUAUUCGGAUCGUUAUGAUGAUGUCGAUAUCGAGGGAAUUUUGGCGAAUCAAAAAUUGCGAGAGCAAUAUUACAACUGUUUCAUUGGCAACGCGCCGUGCAGGACCGCAGAUGCGAAAUUCUUUUCUGGGGUCUUAGGUGAAGCUAUGCAAACUCAAUGCAAGAAAUGCACUGAAAAGCAAAAAGCCCUUUUGGAUCGCAUGGCCGAUUGGUAUACAACAAAUAAGCCUGAUGCUUGGGAAGCUCUUAUUAAGAAGCAAGUAGAGGAUGCAUUAAAGAAGAGCGGUUAGACUGGAAAAGGAUUUAACUAUAAGCUGACGCCGCUGAAACUAUCUAUGACGAGGAUGAAAUUAUGACAAAUGACAAUUACCUAUGAAAUUCUUUACAUCUUAAAAUAUCAUUGUUCAGAGAAGAAACUAAUGUAAUUCUUGCGAUACUAUAUAGUGUAGUGUUACACUGUUAGAAUAAAAAUAUAAAAUAAAUUCAAUUUUAUUCCUUUUAUUAUAA